UCAUUGCUAGCUGCCAGGUUCCAGAGGUUCUCUCAUGCGGUCCCUGUAACGGCCUCCCAUUGCUGCUGUCUCUCCAUUCGGCCACACUCUGCCAUGUGCCACUUUCAGGUCUCCUCACACUGCUGGUGUGUUGAAUUUUUUGACAUAGGGUGCUGGCAGAUUACGGGCCCUCCUUAUAGCUGCUGCCAGGCCCCUAAUCUGCCAUAGGCCCCUAUAUACCGCCUCCUCAUGCUGCUGCCAGGUCCAGAGUCUCACAAUGGGUCCUGUGUACGGCCUCCCGAUUGCUGCUGUCUCCAUCGCCACACUCUGCCUGCCAUGUGCCACUUUCAGGUCUCUACCACUGCUGGUGUGUUGAAUUUUUUUGAC
Molecule: messenger RNA, 366 nt
Organism: Staurois parvus
Lineage: Eukaryota; Metazoa; Chordata; Amphibia; Anura; Ranidae
Source: the annotation of a GenBank genome assembly